ACGUCGUCCGUAUCUGUGUCGGAGCAUAAAACCAAACAAGAGCUUAAAAACCUUAGUUACAUAUCGUGUUUCUUUUUCUCAUUCAAAAUGGCGUCAAAGCAACAAAGCCGAGAAGAGCUUGAUGAGAAGGCCAGGCAAGGAGAGACCGUCGUCCCAGGUGGCACCGGUGGCAAAAGUGUCGAAGCUCAAGAGCGUCUAGCUGAAGGAAGGAGCAAGGGAGGGCAGACGAGGAAGGAGCAGCUGGGGCACGAGGGUUAUCAGGAGAUUGGACACAAAGGAGGAGAGACGAGGAAGGAGCAGCUGGGGCACGAGGGUUAUCAGGAGAUGGGACACAAAGGAGGAGAGACGAGGAAGGAGCAGCUGGGGCACGAAGGUUAUCAGGAGAUGGGACACAAGGGAGGAGAGACGAGGAAGGAGCAGCUGGGGCACGAGGGUUACAAGGAGAUGGGACACAAGGGAGGAGAGACUAGGAAGGAGCAGCUGGGGCACGAGGGUUACAAGGAGAUGGGACGUAAAGGAGGACUCAGUACCAUGGACAAGUCUGGUGGAGAGCGUGCGGAGGAAGAAGGGAUUGAAAUCGAUGAGUCCAAGUUCACCAACAAGUGAUACUAGCUUGCAAACUAUCUACUAGUGUCCGCUGCAACGUUUUGUAUUAUAUAGUCUGAAUAAGUAGCCUCUAGGUUCCGUAAGUUGCAGCGAGGUCUUUUGUUGUUUUAAUCUAGGGUUAAUGUAGCGUCCCUAGCUAGUCUUAUUUUCAUGUGUCAUAUAACUACGCAUGGCUUGUACUAACGGCAGUGUUGUACCGCUCUGGAAGUUUUUUGAAGUUUUGGUGAGGGUACAAUCAAAUAAUAUAUAUGUCUUGA
Messenger RNA from Brassica napus (rape), 863 nucleotides. RefSeq names its product em-like protein GEA1. Gene Ontology annotation, cellular component: cytosol. The record is from RefSeq and is a predicted model, not a curated record. Lineage: Eukaryota; Viridiplantae; Streptophyta; Magnoliopsida; Brassicales; Brassicaceae. Gene Ontology annotation, biological process: response to abscisic acid. The transcript has 2 exons. Bases 88 to 606 code for a protein of 172 amino acids.